Molecule: messenger RNA, 1452 nt
Organism: Ostreobium quekettii
Lineage: Eukaryota; Viridiplantae; Chlorophyta; Ulvophyceae; Bryopsidales; Ostreobiaceae
Source: the annotation of a GenBank genome assembly
AUGAGCAAAUUGGCUGACUACAGCGAUGCUAUUGUGAGGGUUCGUCUGUCAGGCAGCCAACCGGUCACUACUGAUCCUCUGGGGGUAGACGAGGCCCCAGAUCCUAAGAAACAGAAGACUUGCAAAGCCUCACGAAGUGCAAAGAAGAAAGAGAAAGGGGCGGACAAGGUUGGAGGCCAGGGAUCGGAGCAUUCUGCAGACGUCCAAGAUUUUGAUGUCUCAUCAUUCUGCCUGGCCACCAAGUCGCAGUUUUUUCAGGCGAUGUUGGACAGAUGGUCUGGCAGCGAAGGAUCCAAGAGAGUGCUGGAGAUCCAGCUGGGAGCCGACGAGUUGCAGCACUUCAAGGUUCUGCUGGAUUUUGUUCACUUCGAGGAGUUGGAUACCGGCCUUACUGUGGAAGAUCUUACCACACUACUGUCUUUUGCUGAUCGAUUCAUGGUGGACAAGCUUGUGGACCCCUGUGUCACAAGCCUCAUCUCAUCAGACCGAAAAUGGGAAGACGACAUGAAACUGUUGGGAAUGUUGGAGGGGUCAAGGAUCAAGGCCAGGCCGUCGGUUGUGAGUCUGAUCGAGGUGAUUGGAUGCGUUCUCCUGAUGAAAUUUCCAGACUUGGAGGAGGUUGGUCUGGACGACAAUGCUUGUGAUAAGUUUUGCCAGCUCCCCCUGCCAGCUGUGAAGUUGUUGUUGCGCCAUGCUGGAUUGAAAGUGGCUGCCGAGGAGACAGUGUUUUGGGUUGUGAAUGAAUGGAUGGACAAAAACUUCCCAGAAGGCAACAGAUCUGUUGCCACUUCUAGAAGUGGGGAUGCUGCUUUGGAGUUGGGCGGAUGCAUCAAGUUUUGCUUGUUGUCACCCUACUAUUUACAGGUGGUCAGCUCUGCACAGUGGAUGAGGGACGUAUGCACGUGGUGGGUAAAGGAGGCGCUUCAUUUUCAUACUUUGGCAGAUUUUCCAGGCGAUCUUCAACAGAUCAAAGAGCGCAUGGGCGACAGAUGUGUGCCGAGGCCAGGCUCCUCCCGACGCAGUUUUCAGAUCAUUUUCAACGAAGAUGCCAUGUUCGUCAGAGAUGCCCUCACUAGUAGUUGUGCACGUGAGCCAUACAUAGAAUCUGUGGUCGCUUUCAGGGGUUACACGUGGUCACUGCAGGCUUUCAAAGAUGGUGAUGUUGCGAUGUCAGUGUCAGUGUUUGUGAGAGGGCCAGCGAUGGCACCAUACUCCAGGAUAGACUGCUUAGGGGUGGAGAGGCCGCUGCCAUCAACUGACUGGCCUAAGUCUCUCGACUUGGAUGUGGAAACGACAGCAGGCCAUGUGCAUUUUGAAGACAAAGUGCCGGUUGGUUGGGGAAUUGACGAUGCACCAACGUUUUCUGCUGAUAUCUUCAACUGCAUGUUAGAAGCACAGGGUGAGCUCGUUGUUGGUGGACGCAUAAAAAUGAUAGCCACGGUGAUGUACUGA